Messenger RNA from Eriocheir sinensis (Chinese mitten crab), 2858 nucleotides. Its product is annotated as TELO2-interacting protein 2-like. Gene Ontology annotation, cellular component: centrosome; nucleoplasm; cytosol. Bases 222 to 1655 code for a protein of 477 amino acids. The transcript has 9 exons. The record is from RefSeq and is a predicted model, not a curated record. Lineage: Eukaryota; Metazoa; Arthropoda; Malacostraca; Decapoda; Varunidae.
AUUAUGGCUCCCGGAUUUAACAGCAUCCCGAGUCUUGACCAAUGGCGGGAGUUCAAGAGGGAGAUCAAGUCUAAUAUUUACGCCAAUUACAGCCAUAUUAACCCCCGGGGGAGGACUGUUUAACCACCGGGGAAGGGAGGAAAGCCCCAGGGUGAAGGGUUUGACGGGGCGUCGUCUAUGCAAGUCCUUCACAUUAGAAGCUACGAGACAAUACAGCAACAAUGUCUGCAAGAGAGGAGAAACUUCUGAGACUGGUGGAGAAGCUAAACGAUCCCAACGAGAAGCUUAGCGAAGACGAGCUCACUUCACUGCUAACCAAGACCUACACAUUAUGCCGAGUGCCUCCGCUGCAGGACCCAAAUGUACCCUACAGCACUGCAGACUUCGAGGGCAUUGCAAGGGAGGCGGAAGUUAACCUCACCAUAGUAUUAAAACUGCUUGGCUGUGUACGGCUUCAAAACGGCAGAAAUAGCCAAGGAUUCAGCCAUGUGUUUCUGAAGUACUUAUUCGUCACAUGUCUUAUGGCGGCCUGUGAGUACUGUGACGAGGAAUGGGAGUGGAGUAGCCCAGGAGCGGCUAGCAUAUCGAAGAACAUUGUAAGUCAAGUGUGUGAACUCUUUGACUGUAACACCAUGCCAGAGCUUUUUAGUGCCAACUCGCCAAGGGACUCAAGUCUAAGGCAAAGCAGUUGUGGCAAAGAAACUCCUCUCGGUAGUGAUUUGCGCUCGGAGAUUCUCAAAGCCAUCCUGCAGAAGCUGAGCGAAGACCUGAGAAAAGACAAUUGGAGGCAGCGUCCCUCCCUGAAGAUGUCCUACUGGUGGAUUCUCAGGAACAUUGGAAAAGAUGACCUCGGGGACCACCUGGUGUACCUGCUGCCUCCUGCGCUGUUCAUUGCGGACGACUGGGAAAACAAAAACAAGCUGCUCGGCCUUCAGUGUCUCCAGCACAUCUUGGACAACACAGUAGGUUCGGAGCUGCGGUGGUAUGGCCGGGCAGCCGUGAUCUACGAUGCCAUGAAGCCAAUGCUGUACACAAGGGAGCCAGAGGUGUUAAGGAGCCUCUACCCAGCCAUCACCCAAGUGGCACAAGUCCUGGAGGCGGAUCCUGCAAAGUCCGGGAAGCUGCAGCCUGAAAGCACUCUUGACUUCAUCCUGCAGCAGCUACUCCAAGAGAUGGCUCAUGAGCAGAAACUGUCCCUCCGAGCUGUGUAUGCCUCUGCCCUUCCUCAACUCGUGAAAGCGUUGAACUUGUACAGUGUGAGGUGGUCGAAAGAGCUGAUGGACGUCUGUGGUGACUAUCUAGCGACAUUUGAAGGUUCAGCAGCACAGGAUCGGAUAAACAUUCUGAAGGCCCUGCAGAGCUACGUCAAGGCAUGCUGGCCACAGAUUCACAGACAUGCCCGGCCGCUGCUGACGAUGGCGGUGCGGCUCCUGUAUGACGUGACGGAGGAUGACGCGGGUGUGGAUGCAGAGAGUGUGGAGGUCAUCACACAAGAGGUACAGGGUCUGGUGGUGCUCCUGUAUGCAGCGGCCCCAACCACUGUCCGAGAUCUCUGCAAGGGUCUCCAGAACGUCGAGGUCCACCCACAGUGUCGAUUACUCCUGCAGGACCUUCAUUCCGUCACCCAGGGGGAGAGUCACGGAUGCAACGGUUGAGGUGGAAUUGAAUGCUAUUGGAACUACUAAUGCCAGGACGUUGAAGACUAUACUAGUGUUUCAACCAUUAACUCUGGAAGAAAUUGAAGACAGAAAAAACUAUAUCACAACAAUAUGGAACAGAAGAAAAAAGAAAACUGAACAAAACUAAAAGACACAACGCCAACCAACAAUCAAGAAUAAGUCAUAAAUGGGAGCCAUUACAAAGGCAAUCCCACGCCUACUACUGGACAGGACUGGAAGACCCAUACUGGCAUUACAAACUACACUUAUUGCCUUUCCAGUUCAAGACAACCACACUGCACCUCAUUCCCAUCCUCUCUCUACUGUGACAAGGGCCUAAUAGGAUUGGAUAUGCCUCAAGCAGCAGCCCAGAGGAAAGUGCAGGAGAACUUUAAGAGGGCAGGAUGACUACUCUUAGGACACCCCUCCUCCCAAAAUUGACCUCUCUUUCAGCCAUUCCUCUGUACUCUUUUUAGGAGCAGUGAGGAGCGGGCUUUUUUUUCAUUAUGGUUUUAUUUUAUUUUUUAUUCCAUUGAACUGUCUCCCUUGCCCAGCUUCAAGGGUUGAUGGAAGGCAGUUUCCAUCAAGAGAGGAACAACUUAUGGGCCCGAUUACACAUUGAAGGCAUGGUGACAGGUGCUCCUCAUCUUGUCAGCAAACACAUUUAUUAGUCAUGUAACUCCUGCAUCUUGUGUGUUAAGUGACUUUGUACUACAUUAGGUGUAGAUAUGACUAUCCCUACAUCAUUUCCAUGCCUUGAGUAGUUGCAUGGCUGGAGUUUCAUUUGCUUGAAUAAUUUGUGUUGGCUGGAACAGACGAGCAACUGUAACCACACCUUUAUGUAGCUACAAGCAUAUUCAGACCUUAAGUUGUUUACUCUUAUGUCAUUUUCCUCCUGUUAACUCCUGAAGCUGGGUUAGGGCAGGUGGUUAAGGGACAGGAGUAACCAUCCAGCCCUCUAAAGUGCUCCUGGAUUGGAACCUUUUUUAUUGUUCUGGUAGAUUUUAUUUGAAGAGGGUUUGAUCUCCCUCUUUUGUCCAUAUUGGAAAGAAUGGAUUAUUAUUGCCUAGGGGAGCUAUCUGUUAUAUUUUAGAGGCAAAGCAAGACAUCAAUCAAUACCUGUCCCUAAAUCCAAUGGUCCUGUUUUAUAUUAAUUACAUGCAGGAAGAAGUGAGGAUAUUAAGAAUUACCUGUGCCAUC